AUGGCAUCGGCACCGACGCCGACGCCAAAAUUUAAAAUUGACCCUCCGCUACUAAACGCAGCAAGCCCUUGGUCAACAACACUCGAGGACAUCAAAACGCUCUACGACACACCGUACACAGGGGCAGUAACAAUCCGGACCAGUCUACUGGAAGGCUUCAGCCACGACGAUGCGGUGCAUCAACACGUCUUCUUCUCAUCCGCGAAGACGACCAUCCCCACGGGCACAAAGCUAGGGGACGAGAGCGCCAAAGCAGAAGAAUCACCCUCAGCCACAGCACUCAGCACCCUAAACACACAAGGCUACUCACCACUAACCCUCUCCGAAUACCUAGGCAUCAUCAACGAAAUCGUGGGGCAGCGCCACCUUGGAACAGACACACCCACCAAGAAACCAUUCAUUCUGUCCGUGACUGGCACACCCGACGAGAUCGCGAUGGCGUACGCGCUGAUCGCGAACGCGGCGGAGAUGGACGAGGACCUGCGGCUCGCCAUGGAGGUGAACCUGUCGUGUCCGAACAUCGCGGGCGCGCCGCCGCCGGCGUACGACGCGGCGCAGCUGGCCGAGUACCUCGAGGCCAUCGGCGACAGCAAGAGCACGUACCGCGGGCGCAUGGCGACGCCGGAGUCGGAGCCACGCGUCGGGAUCAAGCUGCCGCCGUAUACGUACGCGGGCCAGUUCGCCAUGGUGGUCGAUGCGCUGCGCGCGGCACGGUCGAGUGAGCCGGGCGAAGGCAGCGUGAUUGAUUUCGUCACAGCCACGAACACGCUGGGGUCGUCGCUGCUGCUUGAUUCUGAGAAUAAGCCGGUUCUAAACAGUGAGGCCGGUACGGGCAUCGGUGGCCUCGCCGGCGCCGCGCUGCAUCCUUUGGCUCUGGGGAAUGUCGCGCAAUUGAAGACGCUUUUGGAUGCGCAUCCGGAGACGAAGGGUGUCGUCAUCAUUGGGGUGGGCGGUGUCGAGGAUAACGCAGGCUAUGAGCGGAUGAGGAAGGUGGGCGCCGUUGCGGUCGGUGUCGCUAGUGCGCUGGGGAGGUAUGGAGUGGGCAUCUUUGAGAAGAUCACGAAAGAAGCGUAA
Messenger RNA from Exophiala aquamarina CBS 119918, 1074 nucleotides. RefSeq lists its product as uncharacterized. Gene Ontology annotation, cellular component: cytoplasm. The transcript has a single exon. The record is from RefSeq and is a predicted model, not a curated record. Gene Ontology annotation, biological process: 'de novo' pyrimidine nucleobase biosynthetic process. Gene Ontology annotation, molecular function: dihydroorotate dehydrogenase activity. Lineage: Eukaryota; Fungi; Ascomycota; Eurotiomycetes; Chaetothyriales; Herpotrichiellaceae. Bases 1 to 1074 code for a protein of 357 amino acids.